GCAUAACCCAACCUGCCGCCUGUGACCCUCCGAUGACCGCCCGAGAGUCACAGUCAUAACCAUGCGGCUACAGGCGACGCUCUUUCUGCUCGCCUCGUGCGUUCCCUCCACCUGGGCCAUCUACACCGACGAGGUCGACCACAUCGAUUACCACCACGCCCUCCUCGGCCAGCCCACCUCCCAGUCGACCUUCUUCCUUAAGCCGUCCGCUUCAUCCAAUGCCUCCCUCCUCUACACCCUCUCAGAAGACUCCCUCCUCGGCGCCGUAAACCCCAAAGACGGUUCUUUAGUAUGGAGGCAGAACCUCACGCGAUUCGCACCCCCCGCCGCCCAGGACGGCGUCUCCGGUCUCCUGCGUGCCUCCGAAGGCACAAACGCUCUGGUCAGCGCGCUGGGCGGAUACGUCUCCUCGUGGACCGCCCUCGACGGCAAGCUGAUCUGGGAGAAGCGAUUCGCGGACGAUGUGAUUGCAGAUCUCGAGCUUCUCGAGCUGGAAGAUGCCAGUACCGCGCCGUCAGCUAAAGACACUGUGGCGCUGUUUGGUGGAAAGGCCGGCGUCGUGCGGAGACUCGAUGGUAAUUCGGGCCAUGUAAAGUGGGAAUACAAGGAUGAAAGUGGAGACGUCCCGUUGCAGCUAUCAUCCUCGUCCACGGAAGUUUUCUACAUCGCCCUGCAAGCUUCGGCGCGCAAAGGCUACCGCAUCCGCGUGGUCUCUCUGGAUCCCUUGACCGGCCUGCCGACUCAGCAGCAGAUCCUGACCUCGGAAAGCGACGUGUCGGGCCCUGGAUCGGUGGUCUUUGUCGGCGCGAAUACGGCCGCGCCUGUUAUCGUGUGGUCGGAUGCGGCGCACAAGGCGCUGAAGGUCAAUAUCAUUGGGACGAAGCUGGUGCAGUCGUUUGAUAUUGAGAAUACGAGUGGUGAGAGUAUCCGCUCGAUCACCGUCCAUACCCCUAAGAAGCUGGAAUCGCUGCCCCAUUACCUUGUGCACUACGAGACGGCCUCCACCACCUGGGCGGAGGUCUACCAUGUUGACCUGAGGUCGUCCGUGGUCUCCAAGGCGUAUGAGCUGCCCCGGUUGCAGGGCUGGUCGGUCUUCUCUACCAGCAACAAGGACGCCAAUGUCUACUUUACCCGCAUCACGCAGUCGGAGACUACCGUUGUGUCGUCCGUCUCGCAUGGGAUCCGGGGCAGAUGGCCCCACCAGUCUCCUCCGCUGGAGAAGGCGGUACACGCUGUCUCGGAGGUGGUGGCCAAGGGUGAGACGGUUGCUGUCCGGUCGGCGGCCGCUCUCGUCACCGGUGACUGGCAGUUGAUCCGCGGCGGUCAGAUCGAGUGGACGAGAUACGAGGCGUUGACGGGCGCGCUGGCCGCUUCGUGGGUUGAGACGGAUGGCUCCGAGGAUCUGGUCCAUCAGCUUGAAGUUGAGGGUCAUGAGAGCGUCUACAAGGCUUACGUUCACCGCGUCAAGCGUCAUGUCAGAGACCUCCAGCAUCUUCCUGAGUGGCUCAAGGGAUUGCCCAACCGCAUCCUGACCAGUAUCUUGACCGACGAGGUCUCCAAUCUCGACAGCUUCGGAAUCUCCAAGCCUGUCAUUGUCGCCGCGAAGAACGGUCGGGUUUAUGCCUUGGAUGCCGGAAACCACGGUGCCGUGUCCUGGGCUGUUAAGGCCGCUGAGAAGGACUCCUGGGACGUGAAGGCGAUCGUGGCUCAGCCGGGCUCGGCUACUAUCUACGCUGACGAUGGCAGCUCUGUCACUUUGGACGUCACGUCUGGCAAAAUCCUCGCUCGCACCCCGGGCACCGCCAUCAAGAUUCGGUCCGUUGCCGUCGUGAACGACGGUGCUGCUCCGGUCACCAUUGGUAUCAAGGAGGAUGGUACGCCAUUGGAAUCCCUGGAUCUUCCUGGGUUCUUUGUCACUCUUAGUGAUGAUGGCCGGGUCUUGGGAUGGGCUGCCAAGGACAACAAGACCCCGGUUUGGCAGUUUCUCCCUGCCCAGGGAGAGAAGAUCGUCCAUGCUACCGCGCGUCCCGCUCACGACCCCGUUGCAUCCAUUGGUAAGGUUCUGGGCAACCGCUCCGUCCUCUACAAAUAUUUGAAUCCCAACCUCGCCCUCAUCACCGCCGUCGGCAAGAACACGGCCACGUUCUACCUCCUCGAUGCUGUCUCCGGCCGUAUCCUGCACACUUCUGUCCAGGAGGGUGUUGACCCCACGCAACCGAUUGCCUCCACUAUCUCGGAGAACUGGUUCGCGUACUCGUUCUACGCGGACGUCACUUCUUCCUCCUCGGCCAAGGGCUACCAGCUUGUGAUCUCGGAACUUUAUGAAUCGCCCAGCCCCAACGACCGGGGUCCCCUCGACGCUGCCAGCAACUACUCCAGCUUCACCUCGCUUCCCUCUCCCCACAUCAUCUCCCAAGCCUUCGUCAUCCCCGAGCCGAUCUCCCACAUGACCGUCACGCAGACCCGCCAGGGAAUCACCACGCGCAACCUUCUCUGCACGCUGCCCCUUUCGAACGCCAUCAUCGGCAUCCCGCGCCCCGUCCUCGACCCCCGCCGUCCCGUCGACCGCGACCCCACCUCCACCGAAGCCGAGGAAGGCCUGUUCAAGUACAACCCCUACCUCGAAUUCGAAGGCCGGUGGUAUCUCACCCACUCGCGCAGCGUGGCGGGCAUCAAGAAGGUACUGUCGAGUCCGACACUGCUGGAGAGCACGAGUCUGAUCUUCGCGUUCGGCGGCGACGUCUUCGCCACGCGGGCGACGCCGAGCCAGGCUUUUGAUGUGCUGGGCAAGGGUUUCUCGAAAUUGCAGUUGGUUCUGACGAUUCUGGCUUUGAGUGCCGGUGUGAUGGUUUUGGCGCCGAUGGUCCGCAGGAAACAGAACAAUAUGAUCUGGAAGACGUCGUUGUAGUCUGGGUCUGUUUGACUAGUUGCUAGGUUGGAUAGUAUCCAGUUGGUCAGACCUGGUCGUGGUAGUAAAGUAUGAUGAUGAGAUAGAUACAUAUGAUCGAUAAUUGUUGCUUAUGAUUUUUGUUGUAGUAUGCUUCUUUGGUCUAUGAUUAAUAACUGGAUGUAAUUACAUGUUGAUUGUAGGCUGGCGGUUUUCUGAUAGAUGCCCUAUCGUCAACCACGAAUGUCAACCCUGUCUUCUAUUUAGAUAGUGCUACGGUUAGUCGAUUGAUGAAUCGGGUUGAUAUUUCAGCCUUUUCAAGCUGGGGGGUAUUUUAGCUUGGAU
Messenger RNA from Aspergillus homomorphus CBS 101889, 3232 nucleotides. RefSeq lists its product as uncharacterized. Gene Ontology annotation, molecular function: protein binding. The transcript is spliced from 3 exons. The record is from RefSeq and is a predicted model, not a curated record. Gene Ontology annotation, biological process: protein folding in endoplasmic reticulum. Bases 62 to 2908 code for a protein of 948 amino acids. Gene Ontology annotation, cellular component: EMC complex. NCBI's taxonomy places the organism in Eukaryota, Fungi, Ascomycota, Eurotiomycetes, Eurotiales, Aspergillaceae.